ACAAUUGGAAAAUGGAAUUAAUUGUUUGUUUGAUGCAAAGCACUUUGCAGUUACCAUACUGUCAUCAUUUCAUUCCCCCCUAACAAUUUGCCAACUAAGAAACCCCACCUUUCCAGCUUUUUGCUCUCUCAAAACUUGUUCCUAUUGUUGUUGUUGUUACCAAAAGGUUGUUCCAAAUCUGGAUUUCAAAAACAAUAUAGAUUCGCCGCAACCCAUUUGAAUCUCUGAGAGAAGGAGCAUAUCAAAAUCAUUUUUCUUUUUCCUGAAGAGCAAAUGGGGGCGUAUAGAGCUGAUGAGGAUUACGAUUAUCUGUUCAAGGUUGUGCUGAUUGGGGACUCUGGUGUGGGAAAAUCGAACCUUUUGUCUAGGUUCACCAAGAACGAAUUCAGCCUUGAAUCCAAGUCCACCAUUGGGGUUGAGUUUGCCACCAGAAGCAUUAGGGUUGAUGAAAAGGUACUCAAGGCUCAGAUUUGGGACACUGCUGGCCAGGAAAGGUACCGAGCAAUCACUAGUGCAUAUUAUCGAGGAGCCGUUGGUGCUUUAUUAGUCUAUGAUGUUACCCGCCAUGUUACAUUUGAAAAUAUGGAGAGAUGGUUGAAGGAGCUCAGAGAUCACACAGAUGCCAACAUUGUGGUUAUGCUUGUUGGGAACAAAGCAGAUUUGCGUCAUCUGAGAGCAGUUUCUACUGAAGAAGCUACAGCUUUUGCGGAACGGGAGAAAACGUUUUUCAUGGAAACAUCUGCCCUCGAGUCCAUGAACGUUGAAAAUGCCUUCACAGAAGUGCUGACACAGAUCUAUCAUGUUGUAAGCAAGAAGGCCCUUGAAAUUGGUGAUGAUCCAGCAGCAUUACCAAAAGGACAGACGAUAAAUGUUGGGUCUCGUGAUGACGUAUCGGCUGUUAAGAAAGAUGGAUGUUGUUCUGCUUGAGCAUGCAGUAAAAACCUCUGUAUAUGUUCUGUUUAUAUCCAUGUAGAGUUUCACCCUUAAAGCAUGAAAAUGAUUGUCUAGAGAGCAUUACAAUCUCAACUUUCUGCUUUGCUAUGCAGAGAAAUCUGUUCAAUUCAAGUCAAUUUUUCAGGAAGCAUGCACUUCCAUUUUGCUAUUUGGUUGUUGUUGUUUCAUGAAGCUGUUAAUUUAUCGAAUUUGUCUUAGGCUUCUU
Messenger RNA from Glycine soja, 1159 nucleotides. Its product is annotated as ras-related protein RABA1f-like. Gene Ontology annotation, cellular component: endosome. The transcript is spliced from 2 exons. The coding region runs from base 274 to 927 and encodes 217 amino acids. The record is from RefSeq and is a predicted model, not a curated record. Gene Ontology annotation, molecular function: GTPase activity; GTP binding. Lineage: Eukaryota; Viridiplantae; Streptophyta; Magnoliopsida; Fabales; Fabaceae.